This is a messenger RNA of Brachypodium distachyon (stiff brome), 1208 nucleotides long. RefSeq lists its product as uncharacterized. Gene Ontology annotation, biological process: biosynthetic process. Gene Ontology annotation, molecular function: isomerase activity. The record is from RefSeq and is a predicted model, not a curated record. Lineage: Eukaryota; Viridiplantae; Streptophyta; Magnoliopsida; Poales; Poaceae. The transcript has 6 exons. Bases 139 to 1041 code for a protein of 300 amino acids. Gene Ontology annotation, cellular component: cytoplasm.
AACACGGUGUCCACGGUCCACUAAAUUCGACUGAGCUUUUCCUAACUCCACUCCACUGCUGGUACGCAUGCGAAAUUUUUGAAGAGGCUCACGCAAAUUUGCAGCAGCAGCAGCAGCUACCGCCGCCGCCGCCUGGAAAUGGGCAAGAAAGCCAUCCGAUAUGCGGUGGUCGAUGCCUUCGCCGCGGAGCCGUUCAAGGGCAACCCGGCCGCGGUGUGCCUCCUCGAGGAGGAGCACGCCGCCGCGGCAGCGGACGACCGGUGGAUGCAGGCCGUCGCCGCCGAGUUCAACCUCUCCGAGACCGCCUUCCUCGCCCGCGACCUCUCCCGGGCAGGCGCCGCCGCCCCGCGGUUCCACCUCCGAUGGUUCACUCCCGUCACCGAGGUCGAUCUCUGCGGGCACGCGACCUUGGCCUCUGCCCACUUCCUCUUCACGACCGUUCUUGCGGAGCAUGGCGUGGUCGAGUUCAUGACCAGGUCUGGCAUCCUAACUGCCAAGAAAGUUCCUGAAGCAGAGAGCACCGGUGCCCCAGGUGAGGAGCAGGGGAAACAGUUUAUUGAGCUGGAUUUCCCUAGGAUUGAUUUUGUGGAUUGCAACUCCUCCCACGAGAUGCCAUCGAUCCCCAAGACCCUGAACGGCGCACCCAUCAUCAGUGUUCACAAAUCGGCAACCGACGGUGACCUCAUUGUGGAACUUUCUUCUGGAGAAGAGGUUGUCAAUAUGCUUCCUAACAUUGAUGAAAUAAAAAAAUUGGCCUGCAGGGGUCUUCUUGUUACAGGACCAGCACCUGCCGGAUCUGGUUAUGACAUCUUCACACGUUUCUUCUGCCCGAAAUUUGGGAUAAAUGAGGACCCUGUUACUGGCAGUGUGCAUUGUGUUUUGGCGCCAUAUUGGGGUGGAAAGCUAGGGAAGCAAAAACUAAAGGCAUUUCAAGCAUCUCCAAGGGGCGGAACACUGUACCUGGAACUGGAUGAUGAAAACCAGAGAGUGCGGAUUCAGGGAGAAGCUGUUACUGUCAUGGCUGGGACACUUCUAGCGUAGCUAGCAUAUCGCCAUCUCCUCUUUGUAUCCUUCGAAGGACAGCACAUUGAUGGACUUGUACUUUGAACCAGUGUGGGAAAUAACUCUUUAUAUGCCGGUAUUGUUCUGGAUUAACAGUAAAUUAGUUUUAUGGGAAUAAUCUCUAAAAAUCUUGAGCCUUUUUUCUA